AUGGGGGUAGGUUUACGCAGAGAUAUCCCAGAUGAGGAAAAGGAACUAGCUAAAAAGGCUGUAAAUGCUACUUUAGAGAAACAAGAACAACGAAGAAUAAAAAAGGAGAAGCUCAACCUAAGGACCAGUGCUGAACAUAUUUCUAUUCUCGAUUCCGAAUCAAUAUCACAAUUGGCUUAUCAGCCUUCCGAUAAGGAUAAUAUGGCGGUUUAUGAAGAGAUUCUGGAAUGGGUCACCAAUCUCUUUGGUAACGAUAUCCCACAUGAUAUUAUCGUUAAUACGGCAGAUAUAUUAAUACAAUCCAUAAAGGAAGAUGAAUUGGAAUCAGAUGGCUUUAUAGAAAAAAGGAGAGAAUCCAUUGAAAAGGACCUUGGCGUCAUUAUUGAAAAAUCUAAAUUCAUAGCAUUGAUAAAAAUGAUUCAAAAUAUAUCAGAUUAUCAUGGUACAGAAUCAAACAUCGAUGAUAGUAAAGCUGUCACAAUUCUGGCCAACGAAGAUUCUGAUGAGGAUUCAGCACCGCAAGACGAAGAAAUGUUACUAGACGAGGACGAGGAUGAAGACGAGAUUCCCGACGAUGUCGAAGAAAGUGAAAUCCCAACUAAAUCUCAAUUCACAGAUAUUAAUUUUUUUACUAAUAAAGAGGAAUUAUUAAUACUAAAUGGAAAUAAUGAUAUAGGGGAAAAGAGGAAAAUAAGCGAUCUUCCUGAGGAAACUAUUGGAUCUGAGGAAAGAAAGAAACUAAAAAUAGAAGAAGGAGAAUGGAGAAAAGAAAUAAUUAAUCUUGAUACACUUAAUUUCGAUCAAGGUUCAAAAUUAAUGACAGUGACCAAAGUUUCCCUUCCAGAAGGCUCAUUUAAAAGAGUCAAACCACACUAUGAAGAAAUACACAUACCAGCACCAUCUAAACCAACUCUUGAUUAUGACCUUAUUCCAAUAUCGGCUUUUCCAAAAUGGACCCAAAACGCUUUUCCAUCCAAUGAGACAGAAACGCUAAAUGCAAUACAAUCGAAGGUUUUCCCAGCUGCAUUUGAAAAUGAUUAUAAUCUUUUACUUUGUGCACCAACAGGUGCAGGGAAAACUAAUGUGGCUAUCCUGACGAUACUACGAAGUUUAUCAUCUUUCUACAACCCAAAUACAAAGAAAUUGGCCAUUGACAAGUUCAAAGCUGUUUUUAUUGCCCCAUUGAAGGCUCUAGUCCAAGAGCAAGUUAGAGAACUGCAAAGGAGACUUUCUUAUCUAGGUAUUAAAGUUGCAGAGUUAACAGGUGACUCAAGAUUAACCAGACAACAAAUAAACGAGACUCAUAUUUUAGUGUCUACUCCUGAGAAAUGGGAUGUUGUCACUAGGAAAUCCGAAGAUACUUCUUUCAUUCAAUUUGUAAGACUUAUAAUUAUUGAUGAAAUCCAUCUAUUGCAUGAUGAAAGAGGUCCUGUCAUCGAGGCUAUUGUUGCCAGAACGCUCUGGUCAAAUCAUUUGCAAACUUCUCCCAGAAUAAUAGGAAUUUCUGCGACUCUGCCGAAUUACAGAGACGUUGGUAGGUUCCUGCGAGCACCAAAGGAAGGGAUAUUUUAUUUUGACGCGUCUUUCAGACCAUGUCCACUGACGCAGCAAUUUUGUGGAAUCACUGAACAAAAUUCGUUAAAACGAUUAUCAGCUAUGAAUGAAGCCUGUUACGACAAAGUAUUAGAAACUGUAUCAGAAGGCCAUCAAGUAAUUGUUUUUGUACACUCUAGAAAGGAGACUGCCAGAACUGCAACCUGGCUAAAGGACCGUCUUCAUGAAACUGAUAAUAUUGAUAAACUAAGAAAAAGUGAUGCUGGUUCGAAAGAAAUCUUGAAGACAGAAUCAGAAAACAUUCAAGAUCCAAAUUUGAAAAAGCUUUUAACAUCAGGAAUUAGUAUACAUCAUGCAGGUCUGAGUAGAAAUGACCGAUCUCUCUCCGAGGAUUUAUUUGCAGAUGGGUUGAUUCAAGUUUUAGUAUCAACUGCAACACUAGCAUGGGGUGUGAACUUACCAGCACAUACUGUAAUAAUUAAGGGCACUGAGAUAUACUCGCCUGAGAAGGGUACGUGGCAGCAACUUUCACCCCAAGAUAUUCUUCAAAUGCUUGGAAGAGCUGGGAGGCCCCGUUAUGAUACACACGGUGAAGGUGUUAUAAUAACGAAUCAGACAGAUGUACAAUACUACCUAGCCGUUCUGAACCAACAAUUGCCUAUUGAAUCGCAGUUUGUUUCGCGUUUGGUGGAUAAUUUAAACGCAGAAGUAGUUUCUGGAUCAGUAAGAGACAUACACAAUGCCGUGACGUGGCUGAGUUAUACCUAUCUAUAUAUCCGGAUGUUGGAGUCACCCAUUUUGUAUAAAGUGGAGGAGUAUGAGAAAGAUACAUCAUUAGUGAAUUUCAGAGAAAAAAUUAUUCAUUCUGCUUUAACUAUUCUAAGUUCAGAAAAUCUUAUUGUUUAUGAUCCUAUAUCAGGGGCUGUGGAACCUACAGAACUUGGCCGCAUUGCAUCAUACUUUUACAUCAAACAUUCAUCGAUUGACGAAUAUAAUAGAGACCUUUCUGAACAUACUUCCCUUAUAGAUGUAUUCAGGAUAUUCUCGAUGUCUGAUGAAUUUAAGUAUGUAUCUAUCCGUCAAGAAGAGAAACGUGAACUGAAAGAACUUUUAGAGCGAGCACCAAUACCGAUCAAGGAAGAGGUUGAGGAUCCACUAGGAAAGAUUAACGUUCUAUUACAAUCGUACAUUUCUAAACUAAAAUUUGAAGGAUUUGCAUUAAAUUCGGAUAUGAUUUUUAUUCAACAAAAUGCAGGAAGACUCCUGAGAGCCAUGUACGAACUAUGCUUAAAGAGGGGUUGGUCAAGAUCAACCAAGAUGCUUCUUAACUUAUGCAAAUCAGUGGACAAAAGAAUAUGGUACACAAGCUCACCGUUAAGACAGUUUUCUAGCUGCCCUAUGGAAGUCAUAAAAAGAGCUGAAGCAUCCACUCUACCAUGGCAUGAUUAUUUGGCUUUCAAAACACCAGCUGAAGUAGGCAGGUCAAUAAGAUCGGAGAAAUAUGGUAAGCUGGUUUACGAUCUUCUGAGAAGAUUUCCUCAAAUAAAUUUGAGAUGCUCAAUUCAACCGAUUACACCUAGCCUGAUAAGAUUUGAUUUGGAACUUCUUCCAGAUUGGAUAUGGGACAGGAAAAUACACGGUAGAGGAGAAUCAUUUAUUAUUAUGCUGGAGGAUCUUGAUGGUAAUGAGAUGUUGUAUUCUGAUUCUGUAGUUAUUACGCCUGAAUUAAUAGGGGAAGAAAUAAUGCUAGACUUCUCUCUUCAAUUAACAGCUGCUCAGCAGAAGAAGUUACCACCAAAUCUGUACAUCAGUGUUAUAUCUGAGAAUUGGAUGCAUUGCGGAAAUCAGAUCCCAGUUAUAUUAGAGACUAUCCACCUCCCAAAGAAGUUUCCCGCUCCUACACAAUUACUGGAUGUGCCCCUUAUUCCAACCUCACACCUAGAAAAUGAUGCCUUUAGUAGCUUAUUUUCUUUCUCGAGCUUCAAUGCAAUCCAAAGUAAUGUAUUUGACCAAAUUUAUAAUACUGAUGAUAAUGUGUUGGUUUCAAGUGUCAAGGGUACCGGUAAAACAACACUAGCUGAAGUAGCAUUGCUGAACCACUGGAGACAAAAUAAAGGUAGAGCAUUAUAUAUUUGUCCUUCACAAGACCAAAUAAACAAGCUCUCAACAAAUUGGAGCCAAAAAUUCUCUGAAUUGGGUGAAGGAAAAGUAAUUAAUAAGUUAGGGUUUGAUUUAACAAUUAAUCUACGAGCCAUUGCCCAAAGUCAUGUGGUGUUAGCUACACCAGAACAAUUUAACAUAGUUUCAAGAAAAUGGAGACAAAGGAAAAAUAUUCAUCGGAUAGAAUUAGUUAUAUUCGAUGAUCUUCAUGAAAUUAGCCAUGGAACUGAGGGUGCAGUAUAUGAGGCAAUUAUUUCUAGGCUACUGUUUAUGUCCGCUCAAUUAGAGACGAGCCUGAGAAUCAUUGCCUUGUCGGCACCCCUUGCGAACGCAAGAGACAUGUCAGAAUGGCUGGGGGUGAAUAAGAUUAACAUUUUUAAUUUCUCACCUGAAGUAAGAAAUUAUCCACUGGAAGUUCAUCUCCAAUCGUUCCACGGUGCAGAAAAAACUUCAUUUACAACGCCAAUGUUAAAAUUAGCGUAUGAAACCGCCUUCAAAAGAAGAUUCAACGAUCCAUCAUCCAUUAUCUAUAUUUCAUCAGUGGAAGUAUUAAGGUCGGCCACAGAACAAAUAAUUUCUUUGUCCAAUAUCGAUGAUUGGGACAUGCUUAACAUGAGUGAAGGUGAGCUAUCUAAAUACGUCGAAAAAAUUUCAGAAACCAGAAUAAAAUCAUUAUUACUUCAUGGUAUUGGGGUAAUAUACGAAGAAAUGAAUGUGAAAGAUAAGAAAAUUAUUGAAACAUUAUAUGCUCAUGGAGUUCUUUCAUUUUUAUUGGUAACCAGACAAUGUUAUUCGUGUUGUCCUAAGUCAGACUUGGUCACUAUUUUGGGGACUCAAAUCUUUGAUGGUAGAUCACAUAGAUACGUCCAAUAUCCAGUUUCAGAACUUCUCGAAAUGGUUGGUUCUAUUAAACCCAAAUCCAAAUCUACAACAGCCAAAGUUUUAAUAUUGACGGACAAUAACAAGAAGAUUUAUUACAAGAAAUUUUUAUCGGAAUCAAUGCCUACAGAAAGUUUUGAAUACUUUUAUCUUCAUGACUUAUUUCUAAACGAAAUAGGCAAUAAAGUGUUGAGGAAUAAACAAGACUGUAUUGAUCUAAUAACGUACAGUUAUUUUUAUCGUCGUAUUCACGCAAAUCCCAGUUACUAUGGUGUUAAAGAUCUUUCUUCUGUUGGUAUCUCUGCAUAUUUGACCGAAAUUGUAGAAAAUGUUGUCAAAGACUUAGUUACGAGUUCUUUCAUUGAAGAAACUGAAACAAAUGAAAAAGAUGAAGUCUUAACUCCAUUAAAUGGGUGCCUAAUUGCAUCUCAUAACGAUAUUUCUUACCACACGCUAUAUCUAUUUAGUGAGUCACUAUCUAGCAGCUCUACUCUACAAGAUAUGCUGGAACUGCUCGCAGACGCAACUGAGUUUGAAAACAUACCUAUUAGACGAAAUGAUUUCAAUAUACUAAUGAAACUAAGUAGUAGAUUGCCGUUGAAGUUUAAUGGAGCUAAGCAGGAUAAUAGUACUUCGUUCAAGGUCUUUACUCUUCUUCAGUGCUAUUUUUCAAGGACGCCAAUACCUAUUGAAUUGAAACCAGACCUACAAGCCGUCUUACGUAAAGCAGUUAGGCUGGUCAAUGCUAUUAUAGAUAUUCUUUCCGGGAACGGUUAUCUUAAUGCAACGACUGCAAUGGAUAUUUCUCAAAUGCUAAUUCAAGCCGUUUGGGAUGUCGAUAAUCCCUUGAGGCAAAUUCCCCAUUUCGACGAAGACAUCCUAGAAAAAUGUGCUAAAAAGAAAAUUGAAACAGUUUAUGAUAUUAUGGCCUUAGAGGAUGACGAACGUGAGGAAAUAAUGACUAUGGCAAAUGAAAAACUAUUGGAUGUUGCCGCUUUUGUUAACAAUUACCCUAAUAUUGCAUUAAAUUAUCAAAUCGAUACUUCUGAAUCAAUUCACACUGGAGAAAUGAAGAAGGUUAAUGUACAACUAACAAGGGAUGAUGAGCCAGAGUCGUUAACUGUAGAAUCUCAAGAAUAUCCAUUUGAAAAGCUUGAAAACUGGUGGUUGGUUCUAGGGGAAAUUUCAACGAAAGACCUUUUGGCAAUAAGAAAAGUAUCGCUAUCAAAAGAGACCCAAACAUUCGAACUAGAUUUCUCGAUCGAGAAUCCAGGUCAGCAUAAUUUGACAAUCUGGUGUGUAUGUGAUUCGUAUCUUGAUGCCGACAAAGAAGUUUCUUUUGAUAUUGAGGUCAAAUAA
Molecule: messenger RNA, 5952 nt
Organism: Naumovozyma castellii
Lineage: Eukaryota; Fungi; Ascomycota; Saccharomycetes; Saccharomycetales; Saccharomycetaceae
Gene: BRR2
Product: ATP-dependent RNA helicase BRR2
Exons: 1
Coding region: 1-5952 (1983 amino acids)
Source: RefSeq, a predicted model, not a curated record